Molecule: messenger RNA, 2139 nt
Organism: Besnoitia besnoiti
Lineage: Eukaryota; Apicomplexa; Conoidasida; Eucoccidiorida; Sarcocystidae
Product: DnaJ domain-containing protein
Exons: 14
Coding region: 1-2139 (712 amino acids)
Biological process (GO): regulation of translational fidelity; 'de novo' cotranslational protein folding
Cellular component (GO): cytosol
Molecular function (GO): Hsp70 protein binding; ribosome binding
Source: RefSeq, a predicted model, not a curated record
AUGGCGGCCGAUUCAGCCUCCCCCUGCGCUUCUGAAGCGUCUCUUUUUUGCCUGUUUCCGCCGGCUGCGUCCUUCUUUCUUCCUCGUCUCUGCAACGUCGCGGCUGAUGACCUCGGCGCCGACGGCGCUUUUCAGUCGGUCGUCGCCUGCGCGCUGUGCACGUCCCAGCGGCGCGUGGAGCCGGCGGGACGGGUUUUCUUCGAGCGAUUCGAAAUUUCUGCCAAAAACGGCGAAGACAUCUCGCUUUCCAGUAAAGGCAAAGGCAAAAAAGGGAACCGCUCGCAGGGCGACGAGGGCGAGGAGACCUUCUCUGCAGUCGACGAGGAACGUUGGAGGAACAAGCGAAAGGGAAAAUCCGCAGGCGGCGGCGGCGGGUCGUCGUCGUUCGCGAGUAGCGCGAGGCUGAAGCGCCUGGUGAACGAGGACCGAACGCUGUAUGAAAUCCUCGGCGUCAGCGAAGGCGCGACGACCGACGAGAUCAAGAAGCAGUACCGCAGAUUGGUGCUGGAGCAUCACCCUGACAAGGCCAAGAGGCGCCCGAAGGAAGGCGCUGCAGAAAACGGCACGCUCUCGCCCUCCGCCUCCUCGUUCAGCCUCGACGGGAAAAAAGAAGACGGCGAAGAAGGUCACGCCUUCUUCCUCAAGAUCCAAGAAGCCUACGAAGCGCUCACAGACACCGAGUUUCGGCGGCAGUACGACUCGGCGCUGCCGUUCGACGACACCAUCCCUUCUGCUUCUGCUGCGAAGACAGCCGAAGAGUUCUACGCCGUUUUCACGCCGGUCUUCCAAAGCAACGCCAGAUGGUCCUUGCGCCGGCCGGUACCGUCGCUGGGCGAUCCCGACACGCCGAUGAAUCGCGUGAAGAACUUCUACGAUUUCUGGUUUGACUUCCAGUCGUGGCGCGACUUUGGCGUUCACGACGAGUACGAUCUGAACGAUGCUGAGUGCCGCGAGGAACGCAGGUGGAUGGAGCGCGAGAACUUGAAGAUUCGCAAGAAGCACGCCAAGGCGGAGCGAGCGCGCAUUCAGAAACUCGUCGAGACAGCCUAUUCAAUCGACCCGCGCAUUCUGCUGGAGAAGGAGGCCGCGAAGAAGAAGCGCGAGGAGGAGAAGGCCGCCAAGCAGCGCGCAGCAGAGGAGCAGAAGCGCCGGAAAGAGGCUGAGGAGCUGAAGCGAAAACAAGACGAAGAGGAGCGAAUCCGUCGAGCAAACGAGGAGAAGGCGCGCGAGCAGCAGGAGCAGCGUCGGCAGCGCGAGUGCCACAAAAAAUGGCGCCAGCGAACUCGGCAACUCCACGGACUUUUCUGCCGCGAUACGCACCCGAACUACCUCGAUUCUCUCCAGCUUCAAGAUCUGUGCCAGAAGCUCGAGCUUCUGCAGCUCCGCGAGAUGUGUAGCGAGAUCCACUCCACUGUGGGCAUCGAUGCACCCGCGGAGGGCGAGGCACGCGAAGGGCCUGCGCCGAUCCCCGAGGGACUGGGCGAAGCGACGCCCGCCACGUGCGAGAAAGUUGGAGACAUUUUUGCGCGCCGGUGGCAGCAGGUGAAGGAGGCUGACCGACUCAAGGAGGAAGCGCAAGUGAAGGAAAACGCCAGGCGGCUGGCAGAGCGAAAGGCGCAAGAGGAGGCAAAGAGGCUCGCUCGUCAAAGCUCGUGGACGCCUGAUGAAUUGUCUCUGCUAGCGAAGGGCCUGCAGAAGUUCCCUGGUGGAACUGCCCGGCGGUGGAAGUUGAUCGCAGACUUGAUUGGCACAAAGACGCAGGAGGAAGUUGUGGAGAAGACCAAAGAGAUGUCGGAAGGCGCCAGCCUCAAAGCCAUGGGCUCCAAAAUCAGCCAGGUUGCAUUUGAUCAGUUCAAGGUUCACAACCAAGGUGCGUUCAAAAAGAUCGAGGCAGAUCCUGACAAAAAAGACGUCGGCGAGACACGUUCCCAUUCUUCUACAGCUUCACAGCCCGCGAAGAAGACCGAAAAUGGAGAAUCCACGGAGUGGACACCUGCUCAACAACUCGCGCUUGAGAAGGCACUGGCCAAGCAUCCAGCGUCCAUGCCUGCGAGCGAGCGAUGGACUGCAAUUGCAGCUGAUGUGCCAGGGAAGACGAAAAAGGAGUGCGUGGAACGCUUCAGACAGGUAGGCGCUUGA